AUGGGACUAAGAACAAAACCAAAUUCUGCUCUAAAGGCGUCGAAGACAUUGUUUGUUUUACCUUGUCUGUUUACAUUUCUUUUAGUGGGCAGUCAAGGCGAGAAUACUGCUAUGGACAAUGUUGCUACUGAGAGGAGGGCUGAGGAAAGCCAUAGACAAGACAGUGCCAACCUUCUUAUAUUCAUAAUGCUCUUAACUCUCACUAUUUUAACCAUUUGGCUGUUUAAACACCGUCGCUUCAGGUUUCUACACGAAACAGGACUGGCUAUGAUCUAUGGUGAGGACCGUCGUGAACUCUGUAGCUAGCUAUAGUAGCUUUCUAGCUAACGUUAGCUAUAUAAUUCAGAAUGACAACACUUGAGUGAACUACAUUCUCCAGUUCAUGCCACAGCGUUGCAAGAUGGCAAUGAAAUAGCAUGCCUUGACUUUCAUGCAUUAUGCCCAUAUUAACUUGUACUUGUUAUUUCUUGAUAAGAUGUAUUUGACACCUCUUUGCAUCUUGUAUGUUUGCAUGUCUGACUGACCUCUAUCUCUGUCCGCUCCUCAGGUCUGCUGGUGGGGGUGAUCCUUCGUUUUGGUGUUCAUGUGCCACGAAAUAUGAACAAUGUGACUAUGAACUGCAGUGUGAAUGCCAGCCCAGCAACUCUUCUGGUCAAUGUCAGCGGGCGCUUUUAUGAGUACACACUGAAGGGUGAAGUCAGCACUGUUAAGGGGCAUGACGUGCAGGAUGAUGAGAUGCUCAGGAAGGUACAUUACUCUUUCACUCACUCUCAACUUACACACAUAUUGCCAGCAGACUGGAUGGUCCUAGACCUGGACAGUAGUCUACUCUGAAAUGGUCUCCUUUCACUGUCUCCCAUCAUGACCACUGAUGGCUGAAAAGACUUGAUAGUCAUCAUAUUGCUUUUACCCAUCAAGUCUUUCCAGAUCAGUAAUGAAUGAAGAGGAGGAAAGGGAGCUAUUUAAUACUUUUUUGACAAAGCCUACAACCAUAAACAUGGGCUGGAUGUUGUCUGAUAAGCUUUGAGCUGCCUGCAGAGGAGUGAUUCGGCAAAGACAACCACUCACAGAAAAUAGGUGAUCAGAUGGUAGUGUAUAGAUUGUUGCAGUGUGGGUUUAUUAGUUAUCUAACUUUUCUUUAUUUUCUGUCAGGUGACCUUUGACCCUGAAGUGUUUUUCAACAUCUUGCUGCCUCCAAUCAUCUUCCAUGCUGGCUACAGCUUGAAGCGGGUAAGACACUUCAUGAUUUUACACCCUACACCUCCACUCUACACUACCAACAAUCAUAUACACUACCAUUCAUGGCUUGAAGACUGUGUGCCUGCACCAUAAUAAAGGAUUCUGUAUUAAUUCUGGUGUACUAAACUGGAAUACUAUUUUGUUGUCUCCCCUACACCUCCAUUGUGUUUCAGCGACAUUUCUUCAGGAACCUGGGGUCCAUCCUUGCCUAUGCUUUCAUGGGGACAGUCAUAUCAUCUUUUGUCAUUGGGUGAGCCCAUUUCUUUAAAACGGUCAAAAACGUGGUUCAGUGUUUCAACUAGGAUUUUUUUUUGCAGUGGUGGCAAAGUUGGCAUGGGGGGGGGGGCAUAUAAAUGGGUGUGGCCUAUGACAGUCUUUGAUGUUUUAAAGCUAAUUUCCUGCAAUUCUACACAUUUUGCCAUGAGGCAGAGGGAAAAUAUUACCAUUUUAAAGUAAAUUUCGUGCAAUUCUACACAUUUUGCCUUUGGUUAUGCUGUGUUCUUCUGCUAUCUGACUGACUCAAACAGUAUAACAAAAUCAAUAGGGGCCCCAUGCCAUGACUAUACCACAACUAUGCCACGACUAUGCCAUGAAUGCCAAUUCAGCUUUUACAGUGCCUUAUAGAAAGCAUUCACACCCUUGACGUGGAAUGAUGUUUAGCAAUUUUUUUAAAGUCUAUAAGGCACUAUAAAAGCUGAAUUGGCAUACAUGGCAUGCCAUGCCAAAAUAAAUUCAGGAGUAGAAAUGUGCUUAACAAGUCACAUAAUAAAUUGCAUGGACUCACUCUGUGUGCAAUAAUUGUGUUUUAACAUGAUUUUUGAAGGACUACCUCAUCUCUGUACCCCACACAAACAAUUAUCUGUAAGGUCCCUCAGUUGAGCAGUGAAUUUCAACCACAAAGACCAGGGAGGUUUUCCAAUGCCUCGCAAAGAAGGGCACGUAUUGGUAGAUGGGUAAAAAAAAAAAAAAAGAAGACAUUGAAUAGCCCUUUUGAGCAUGGUGAAGUUAUUAAUUACACUUUGGAUGUUGUAUCAAUACACCCAGUCACUACAAAGAUACAGGUGUUCUUUCUACCUCAGUUGGCGCUGCUAAAUGAAUAUAGGGGAAACACUGUGGUUAUUUUGGAGUGGUUUCAGCUUUGUGUUGUAGCACGGUGGUUCCCAACCUUUUUUGGUUACUGUACCAACAACAGAAUUUUGCUGUGCCCGGAAUACCCCUGAAGUACAUCCUCAUGUGCAUUUUACCAGUAGGCCUAUGGUCUCAUGAGUCUUCUCAAGUACCCCCUGUCAAUUGUCCCUGGACCCCUGGUUGGGAACCACUGAAGGAGACAUACAUUUGUGGGUGAUUUGUCAUAAACUAAAAGAUUCAAACCUGUUGGAAUUAUGAACUAAUCACGGUCUUGAGUGAAACAUUAUGGAGUCUUAAAGGAGGCCUGGGUCAUAAAUAUGUAAACUUUGAUCAAUUAUUUCUCAAUUAUGCUUUUAGAUACCUAUUUCUACAAAGGACCCUUCUAUGGAUCAAAUUUCGUGAAAUUCCUCCUAAUCAUGGUCUUUUUUUGUUCUGCUUUCGUGAUUAAUCACUCUCUUUUCUCUUACAGGCUGGUUAUGUAUGGCUGUGUGACAUUAAUGAAGGCGGUUGGGCAGUUGGGAGGGGACUUUUUCUUUACUGACUGCCUCUUUUUUGGUGCCAUUGUCUCAGCCACAGACCCAGGUAAUCAUCCCCGCCCUGACUAGCAUAGCCUAUACCAGGGCUAUUCAACUCUUACCCUACGAGGUCCGGAGCCUGAUGGUUUUCUGUUCUACCUGAUAAUUAAUUACGCCCACCUGGUGUCCCGGGUCUAAAUCAGUGCCUGAUUAAGACGUCCACAUGCUUCCCAUCCGAAUCAGUUCGGAACAGUUCGUGCAUAUAUUAUGACAGCAUUUUGUGACGUUUUUGGUCUUCGGCAAGGGUUUUUUCGGCUGUUCAUGCGCACAAUCUUUUUCUCUCGAGGUAAGCCGAAGUUGGUAGCCGAAGUGAUUGGUCAACAGUAGGAAUUCUUCAAUUAAGUGUUUGUUGUCAUUCAAUAAGAGACAACUCAUCGUCAUGCACAUUAUUUCACUUGAGAAUUACUGCACCAGACAUCUGUUAUAUGUAAAAUUGCGCGACUAAGAUCUUCUUGGCAAAAACGUCAGACUUUUGAGGAAGUGUAUACUGGCUACGGCGUCUCAAGAUGGACAAACAGUACUAUUGCCACUUUUUCAAAAUGUUCAAGCGAAGAUCUUUUUAAGGGAGUAUGCGAGCAAACGCGUUCAGUUCACCUAGCCGAAUCGAAGCAUGCUGAAGCCUUUAUAGGGGAACAAUGAAAAAAAAGCAGUGGAACUGGCUUCGAAGUCUAGAGUUGAGUUUGAGGGGCCAAUUCUGUACACAGUGCUAUAAUAUGCUUUAGCUGUCAACUCCAUUUAACAGUUUUAUGAACUACUUUAGCCUUUGUCUUGGCUAUUUUAAGCAUUCGGGUUAGCCUUCAUUGCUUUUAAGCAUUCGGGUUAGCCUUCAUUGCAAUCAUAUGGAGUGUAAGUAUGUGACGUUCCUGCUGUUGCUCCCACAGUGACAGUACUUGCCAUAUUCAACGAGCUGAAGGUGGAUGUGGACCUGUACGCCCUGAUGUUUGGAGAGAGUGUACUCAACGACGCUGUGGCCAUAGUCCUGUCUUCGUAAGUCUCCGUCCUUUUCAACAUGUCAAUGAGCACCACACACAGUAACAUCACAUCGAGCACCUCUCCUCAUCUUCUUGUCUAUGUUGUCCAAUCCUGUCACUUUCAUUGGUGUUUGGAGAUGUGUUGACUUUGUGCAGACACUAACCCCACCCACUCACAUUUUACUGGGCACCUGUAUACAGAGUUCUUCUGCAUUACGAAAAGCAGAGCAGGCAGGCCCAGCAUGGCCAUGGAGAGACCACAGCAUUGGUAGAGGAACAGGGGAGCCCCCCUAGGUGGGCUAUGGUUAUAGUCUGCCUCACCCAGCUUUACUAUACCCCAUUCCUCCUGCUACUUUAGGUUACUGUAGGCUCAGCAAAUGACCAGCUAAUGAAAACAGGUCCUUGAGUAGGGCCUAAGUGGUUACAACAAUGGACUGUUCUUAUGUUGUGACCCCUACUGAAGACCUGCUCAGCACAGCAGAUGGCGUUGUUUUUGGUACCUUGUGUACUUAUUUAUAGUAAAUACCAGGGUUAAAAGUGGGCGUUGUGGAAAACAUAAUUCCUCUUGUAAGGGAGUAUGCGCUGGUGAUUUGCUGUUCGUGUAGAACGGGUGUAGCCUACGUGUUGGUUGAUUAUUUUUAAUUUUUUUCAGUGUGUAUAGUUCUCUAAACUUUCUCAGUUUUGCUCUUUUUUGCUGUGCAGGCUAUUUGCUGUCCUGGUCGUUUAGAGUGUGUGGAACCCAACUGCAGUCCUUGUGGGGUUUACAAUCAGCAUAUUUCUUAAUUAGCAUCUCAAUUAGCAAUUAAAUUAGCCUAUGCCAAGUCAGACCUUUUAAUCAAUCUGUUCUCACACCAUUAAAUGAUCAAGAGACCUGUGUGGAGUGGAGUUGGGUUCCUAUAGGUUGGGAUUUGUUUCACCAAUGAUAAUUUCCCCCUCAGUUUUGGAAGGAGAGGCUCUUAUAACUGUGUGGUAGGCAUAGCUGCUAGCUAUGUAGACAUGGUAAGCACCUCCCCAGACUUUUGUGCUGUAAAUACAAAAGAUGUGGGUUCGUUCCACGAAAUGAGUCCCUUUUGGGUAGUGUAACUUGGUGGAGAGAGAAAAAAAACUACUAUAGUAAGUGCCAAAUAAAGUAACAGGGUUGAUGAUUUCAUCUUACAUUGGCCAUAAAUCCCCUUGUUACAGGGGAAUGGAAGCUUGUUGUGUGCAUCAGGAGAAUGUAAGCUUCACAAUAUCUUUUUACAUUGAUAAUAAAAUGUCUUCCCUGUCUAUCUAUGGGUAACAAGGUUGACGUGUUAUGCUCGACCCACUCAGUUUUUCACCACAAAACACCAGAAAAUGUCGAAAAAUAUUAUUAACAGCUCACCUGCUUUUACACUAUGAUUUGACUAUUAAUUCAAUGUGUCACCAUAUUAAAACGAGAGUUCUAUUUUAAAUAGUCACUCAGUAUGGGUAACGCCUUCGUUGGGCUUGGUCAAUAAGGAACUCCUAUCACACAACGUCUAUCAUAGACAGACAGGAGCGACAGCCAAUAGUGGGGACCCCGCUCCUUUAUAAGGCGCUGUCGCUCCCUCACCUCACUUUUGUUCUUCCUUACGAGGUCGUAAUAGUUUUUCAUACUCUCCUCAGCAUCGACUCGGACUACUGCUUUCCUGCUAAACUGUUCAUAGGCGAAUCCGUGAGGUUUCGCUGCCGAGCGUAGGAAUUCCGCUACUUGUUGAGAGGAUGAACAUUUUACCGGAGUGUAAAACUUUCCUCUGGCGAGAUAGCUUCACAUGACUAGCUUUGCCCUUACCAGCCCACCUAGCUACCACUUUGUGCUUCUUAUUCCCAUUGAGGUGGAGGAAGGAAGAGAGUUGAGACUUUGCUAACUCUCGCUUCAGGCGAAGCUAACCCAGCUAGCUCACGAAGAAUGCAUCUUCUCUUCAGCUAGUAGUGUGCUAGCACCAGAGUGAUUAACCCUUGAAGGGGAACACUAGCUUUCUACGCCAGGACUAGCUAGCAACAACACAGCUAAGCGUCAGCGCACAUGACUAGAGCUAGCUCUCUCUCUCUACCUACAGGGUAGCAUUCUUCUCCCCACCUACUUACCAGUGCCCUCGCUGGCUAGGCUGACCGGUCCUACCUUUUGGUACUGCGGUCGUGGGUGAUUCUCUAGCCUAUAGAGCAACGCUCCACUUGGUGCUCUCAAGUUACUGCGUACCACCUACAACCAGACUUAUAGCCCCAGGCUUGUAGCUUACUCCAACAGAGUUAUGGCUACCUCUUCCCAGUGUGCUGCAAUAGCUAGACUACUAAUCCACUGGGUGAACGCUAUAUAGCUAACGACAAGACUAGCUAGCUACACGGCCAAGCGUCAAACAACACAUACAUAGCCCGGGUUUGCCAUACCGGACCUAUGGCUACCUCUACCCCUUCCACAGGGCAAGACCAGCGUCUUGCCCGUGUGGGUCUUUUUAUGUCAGGGAGGGACACAUUCCAUCUGUGUCGACUGCUGGAGCUCCCAACAAGUUGAAGCUAACCAGCUAGCUCACCAAUUUUCAGCCUGUAGAGCGACAUGAUGCUCUCCGGCUAACAAAGUGCAAACUAAAGCUAGGUGUUUAGCCCACUAGGCUACCACUAGCUAGCUGAACUGUACGACCCCAUGCUCAGGCUUUGAGUAGCCUACGUAUAACCCGGGUGACAGAACCAUCUCUCCCAGAGUUAUGGCUACAGUUUUUCCCCUGUGCUGGGCGACCUAGCAGCCAAGCACUGAAAUUCCUGGAAUUGCCUGCUAGCUACGGCUAAAACUGCACGGUACUACGGUCAAAAGAGGCUCUCCAGACUGAAUAGCAACACAGCUCUCCUCUGCAAACAUGGUGCUAGCUAUAGCCAGCACAGUAACCCACUGCAUUGGGUGAACACUGGCUAGCUAAUAUCAACUAUGAGAACCUCAUGGCUUAGCGUCAUCUAGCACACGCUUAACCUAGUUAACAUGCCUAGGCAGCCGUCAGUGACCCAGAGUCCCGCGUAGUAUUGUAUGGCGUUACUGAGAACCGAUCUGUGCUAACUCAAGCUAGGCUACCAGCCCUCCCGGCUAACGCCAACAGGCCAGCUAAAUACUGUCUUGUUAUUACUAACUUAACCCUCAUACAUAAUUUGUCUAGCACCCAGUUGCUUUGUACUUACUGUUUGAUCCGGUCGCCAUUCUAUGAUCCGGUCCACGGGUCGGCAUUAAGACAGUCUAGCUGAUGCUAGCUAAAGCUCUCCCCUCGGUAUCGCUUUAGGGUCAAGCGGAGGCUGGACGGGUAAAAUUCAGUCUCCACCAAGCACUGUUCCCACCCCGUACUUAUAGCACUUUGCCUCCAUAAAUAUAUAGCUUUUUACCCCCCGCAGAGCCUUGUGAUUUAUAUAGCAAGGGUAAACCCCUGAACCAGGGCAGACCUGGAGGUAAGCAGUCCUUCGCUGCAGUCACAGCAAAAUUCUGCCCUCCCAAGCCCCCUGGUGGCCAGGAUGACUAGAGAUCCUAGGACUCGAUCCCUAGCUUGUGAGAGGGGCAGCGUGCUCCUGUCUCCAGUUCAGCGUAGACAUCUCUCCUCACCCGGUGGUGGUGGUACUGGAGGAAUUUCUCUGUUUUGUUCUACCAAUCCACGAUACAGCAGCUCAUAUAUUGACCUCGCUAAAAACAGUGGUACAAUUGGGAGUUGGACUUCGCUCACCCGAGUGCCCUCCCACUUGAUUAUUUCAGCCAAUGGCGGAAGACAAUCUGUUCGCUCUCCCUCUGUGUCUGCUUAGGUCAGCCAGGAGUAGGACGACAGAACAUCAGUCGCCCUCAAGCGCUAUCCCCGUUCCUCUUCAUAAACCUUCUCUGUUGCAUCCAGGCACCUUGUCAUGGGCACAUAGCUCCUUAUUAGUGACUCGUCGCUACGCCACCAGAGGUCAUCCUUGUCUCAGGCAUACGAGAGCACCUACACACCCCGCUGACUAGCAAAGAUUUGCGUCAAUUCCACUCUAUCCUAGGAUAGGGUUUUGACUGCACUGGUGACCCGCAACCGUUUGGGCGCGUUUGCUCCCCACAUCUAGCAGACGAACUCCCAGACUGUUAGACGCAGCAGGUGCCCGUCUCGAUAGCCACAAUUGGACACUAUGCUUAGUGUUGUUCUCACAUCAGCGUCCCGGGCUCAUUUCCCUGCCCCGCCAUUCACUACAUGGGUACCAUAAUGGCUCGGUGGCUAUGGGACAAUCAGAACACAUUUUGCAUGUGCUUCCAAGGGUUAUGCCUCUAACAGAUCUUCCACUCUGCUCCCCUGCAUGUGCACUCUUGCUAUAACUGAUAUUAAUGUCUAGCCUCCCCACCGUGGGAGAGCCUAGCUGUCAUCAGACAGCUUAUUUUGGUGCAGGAGCGAUACAACGACGGUACACUCCCUCUAGUAAAGUUGCUUUAAGGAGAAAUUGCGUUCUACAUGCCUAAAUCUCCAGGCUUAUGGGCCCUGUCAGGCUCACUGUUAUACAGUAUAGAAGUUUUCAGCCACAGGCAGGCGUACUUCGCCUACACCCUGGAAGCUACCGUUACGCAGGGAUAUGCUGACCCCAGCGAACUGAGAAUUUCCAUCCCUGUCCGGAUAUGGUGGCUCUUUGGGCCUGGCCCGUGAAAGGAUGAAUCCUAAUGCGACAGGCCUACUGCCCCUUCCACACGUUCGCUGCUCUAUGACAAUAAGUGGCGUGUGUUUGAAAGAGGAAUCACCAACGCAGCAUUCCCUUUCUUUGCUCCGUUCCAGAGAUACUCUGCUUCUACAGGACGUUUUGGACAAGGGAAAAGCCUUUUCCACUAUAAAGGUGUAUUUGGCUGCCAUCUCCGCCUGCUGUAUGAAGGGCGCGCGUCGCCUACGCUCAGUACCCUAACAGCCAGUCCCAUCAUGGGAUCUUUCUGUUGUGCUUGAGGCCAUUUCACAGCCGCCGCUCGAAAGCGUGGAAAUUAGAUUUUUCAUUUAAUACCUCUUUCCUUAGUCAUUGCAUCCACAAAGCGAGUGAGUGAGCCGUACGCACUAUCAGUUUCACCACUCGUGCCUGUACCUUGCCCUGGGAUUAUCCAAGGUUACUUCAACCUAAACCCUUUUUUGUGCCUACCUCUGUUUUUCUCCAUGGAGGAACAGUGUUUCCACUGCUUGUGUCCUGUGCAUGUUUUGUGCUUCUACAUGGACAGGACGAGAGCCCCGUUUUUGGCACCUCCCCACGCAGGGAGACCCAUUUCUCGCCAAGUGUUUAUCCUUUGGAUAAGUGUAGAUUAUUAUAGGACAUUGGGUUGACCACCUCUGGAGGGCUUCAGAGCUUAUUCCACCAGAGGUGUGGUUGCGUCAUGAGCAUGGUUUAUGGAAUCUCUGUUCAAAGAGAUUUAUGCGACAUUUAGGGGUACUCCCCCUUAUUUCUCCAUAGGUUUUACCGAUCUUGGCGGCACAGGUGUGCUGGGAGUCGGGACCUCAGAGUUGAGUCUGUCUAGACUUCCUGGCUUCGGAGGGUAUAAGCGAGAUCUACGGGAGUUGUCGAUGUCCAAUACUGAGUGACCAAACUAUUAUUUGAAAUAAAACGUUAGGUCACUUAACGUAACCCCAGUUCUAUGAUAAUAUGAGUGAGGUCACUCGGCACGUUGCCCUUCACGCUCUUUUUAAGGAAGAAUGUAUACUUGUAAAAGUGAGGUGAGCGGGAGCGACAGCGCGACUGACAUUUUAACGUCUACACCAUUCUAACACAGAAAAUAUGCUUUUUAACAUAUUUUGAACAAAAAUAUAAACGCAACAAUUUCAAAGAUUUUACUGAGUUACAGUUCAUAACAGGAAAUCAGUCAAUUUAAAUAAAUUCAUUAGGCCCUCAUCUAUGGAUUUCACAUGACUAGGCAGGGGCGCAGCCAUGGUUGUGAGGCUGGUUGGACGUACUGCCAAAUUCUCUAAAGCGACAUUGGAGGCAGUUUAUGGUAGAGAAAUGAACAUUCAAUUAUCUGGCAACAGCUCUGCUGGACAUUCCUGCAGUCAGCAUGCCAAUUGCACGCUCCCUCAACUUGAGACAACUUGAGACAUUGUGUUGUGUGACAAAACUGCACAUUUUUUAGAGUGGCCUUUUAUUGUCUCCAGCACAAGGUGCACCUGUGUAAUGAUCAUGCUGUUUGAUCAGCUUCUUCUUGAUAUGCUACACCUGUCAGGUGGAUGGAUUAUCUUGGCAAAGGACAAAUGCUCACUAACAGGCAUGUAAACAAAUUUGUGCACAACAUUUUUGAGAAAUAAGCUUUUUGUGCGUAUGGAACAUUUCUGGGAUAUUUUAUUUCAGCUCAUGAAACAUGGGACCAACACUUUACAUGUUGAUUUUAUAUUUUUGUUUAGUAUACUUAAUUAUCUCUUUUUUUAUUUUUUUUAAACUAUUUCACUCAUAUUGUAAUUAAUUAUAGGUCAUAUUUAAUGGAAAUCUGGAAACACUGGACAGUUACUUUCAAAUGAAUCACUAAUCACAUGAAAUAAAUAAUACUUUUCUGAAAUGACUUUGUCAAAGCAACAAAAUAACUAGGGCUUUACCAUGACGGUGAAAAGUUGGGAGAAAUGUUUGGGUUAAGUGGGCUAAAAUCUUCCUAGAAGUCACAGAGGGACAUGUCAAAAUGCAGAAUCUUGGCACUUUAGAAAGUCUUGAUUCACAUUUAUGGAAUUUUCCAUGUGGUCUAUAUUAAAGGGCACUUCAUUUAUUAUAACAUUUAGAAUUCAAUAUUGGUGCACAAUUUCUACUUAAAAUAUAAAAGGGACACAAAGGGGACUUAUUUUGUGGAACGACCCAUGUACAGAUGUUGCAGGGAUACUAUAUCUUACUGAUUUCUUCACGUUUUCCCUUUACUUUUGCAUUGCAAACAUGUGAGUUGUUAGUAGUAGAGCCUCCUGACUCUUACACCUGUCUUUGGCUCCAUGUGUCUGCACUGGUUACAGCUCCAUAGGUGCCUACCAGCCAGCCGGGGACAACAGCCACACCUUCGACGCCACAGCCAUGAUCAAGUCUUUUGGUGUGUUCCUUGGGGUCUUCAGUGGAUCCUUCGCCCUCGGUGUGGCCACCGGCGUCAUGACUGCACUGAUAUCCUUUCGCCACCUUCGUGCCAGACGAUGGCAUUCAUUCAAAAGAAAAGCCUGUGAAUUUCAUAGAUUGAAAUUGAAAGUCUGCUAAUCUGCUUUAUCUAGGCAACUUGGGGUUUAAAGCAUUACAGCUUCUAUUCUCCAGAAGUAACGCGUUUGCUAUGUUAUGGUGUUAUCUCAUCCUGAAUGUUGGGAUGUUUCUGUGAUGGAUUGAAGUUCUCUGUCUGUUCCUUGACCUGUCGCUCCUCACGUCACCAAGUUCACCAAGCUGCGUGAUUUCCCCCUGCUGGAGACGGCCCUGUUCUUCCUCAUGUCCUGGAGCACUUUCCUGCUGGCUGAGGCCUGUGAAAUGACUGGUAACUAAUGCAGCGUUUACACAAACACGUACACACACGGUUUCAAGCUUACCUUUCAUAGGUGAGUCCCCAACACAUGCUGAUCUGUGUGGACUUCCUCGUUCAGGUGUGGUAGCCGUGUUGUUCUGUGGGAUGACCCAAGCUCACUACACUUUCAACAACCUUUCUCCUGACUCCCAGGACAGGACCAAACAGGUACUGGAACACAUACCAGUCUAUUUGUCUUAACCAUGCUGUUGGUUGUUGUUAGGCUAUGCCUGGCCUAACAUUUUAAUAUUAAAUACUUUGUUUUCGUUGAUAUUGUUUUUGUCUCUCGUCCCAAAGCUAUUUGAGCUCCUGAACUUCCUGGCGGAGAAUUUCAUAUUUUCCUAUAUGGGCCUGACGCUGUUCUCCUUCCAGUCCCAUGUGUUCAAUCCCUUGUUCAUCAUUGGAGCAUUUGUAUCCUUAAAAAGAGAGAGAGGGAGAGAGAGAGGUGUUUUUUCUUUUUUAUACAGCCAGUGUAAUGUCUUAAAUUAUAACUGGAUGUAGUUUUUCCCAUCCAGAAGCCACUUUCCUUUACUGCUGUCCCCUACCAGAUUGCAGUAUUCCUUGGCAGGGCAGCCAACAUCUACCCCCUCUCUUUCUUGCUCAAUUUGGGCCGUAAGAACAAAAUUGGGUCUAACUUCCAACAUGUUAUGAUGUUUGCAGGUAGGAGGCUGUCUAUAGUUGUCAUGUACUAGAAGGAGUUGAAUGAUUGAUGAUGUCUGUAGAUCAUGUUUGUUGUUGUUUGUGUAGUUUUCUCUGAAUUCACUGUCCUCUCUGAUAUCUGUUGAUCAGGCCUGCGGGGGGCUAUGACCUUUGCCCUCUCCAUCCGGGACACGGCCACGUAUGCCCGGCAGAUGAUGUUCUCCACCACCCUCCUGAUCGUCUUCUUCACUGUGUGGGUGUGUGGAGGCGGCACCACCCCAAUGCUCUCCUUCAUGAGCAUACAGUGAGUCUCACCUAGAUGUCACAACUUUCACCACUAGUUUGAUCAUCAUGCCUCGAUAUAGAUGGAUGGAUAAAUAGCUCUACUGUAUGUUCUUCUUACACAUUCUCAUCCUUGUGUUUGUGCUAGUGUGGGAGUGGACUCGGACCAAGACAGCUCAGUAAGUAACCAACCAUCUGAUUGUUCAUGAUUCUGAAAUUUGCUUCUAAAGGACAGCAGAAGUCAGUUUACAGGGUAGCAUUGUGUGGACAAAGGAAUACGAAUAGUGCACAAUUGGAGAUUGCUGUUGUACCGUUAUGGUAUUACAGAAGUCACAUGCUCUUAUGUGUCUUCUCAACACAUCACUUUUAUGUCUUUGAGCAGGUGACUGUUUCGGAUGGAACGCAACGUAGGAACACCAAACACGAGAGUGCCUGGCCUUUCAGAAUAUGGUACAAUUUCGACAAUACGUAUCCUUUAUUUGCAACAUGUCACACACCCAAAGCCUUUAGAAUGUGGUUGUGAGUCAUUAUAUGAAGCCAUAACAAUCCAGUCUUCAACUUGGACCAACCAUUGAGGAAACACUAUUCAAUGGUGAUUAUAUGCACAGUAUAGGGCAGUGCAGGAUGCAAUGUUAAACAUUAUAAACUGGGUUGGUCGAGCCCUGAAUGCUGAUUGGAUGACAGCCGUUGUAUAUACCACGGGUAUGACAAAACAUUUAUUUUUACUGCUCUAAUUACGUUGGUAACCAGUUUAUAAUACCAAUCAAUCAAUCAAUCAAAUGUAUUCAUAAAGCCCUUUUUUACAUCAAAUCAAAUUUUAUUUGUCACAUACACGUGUUUAGCAGAUGUUAUAGCGGGUGUAGCGAAAUGCUUGUGCUUCUAGCUCCGACAGUGCAGUAAUAUCUAACAAGUAAUAUCUAACAAUUUCACAACAUAUACCCAAUACACACAAAUCUAGUAAGGAAUGGAAUUUAAGAAUAUAUACAUAUAUGGACAAGCAAUGACAGAGCGGCAUGGACUAAGAUACAGUAGAAUAUUAUAGAAUAGUAUAGAAUACAGUAUAUGCAUAUGAGAUGAGUAGUGCAAGAUAUGUAAACAUUAUUAUCAGCAGAUGUCACAAAGUGCUAAACAGAAACUCAGCCUAAAACCCCAAACAGCAAGUGAUGCAGAUGUAGAAGCACAGUGGCUACGAAAAACUCCCUAGAAAGGCAGGAACCUAGGAAGAAACCUAGAGAGGAAACCAGGCUCUGAGGGGUGGCCAGUCCCCUUGUGGCUGUGCCGGGUGGAGAUUAUAACAGUACAUGGCCAUUAAGGGCAGAUUUUUCUCCAAGAUGUUCAAACGUUCAUAGAUAAGGCACCUCGGGGUUUGUGGUAUAUGGCCAAUAUACCACGGCUAAGGACUGUAUCCAGGCACUCCGCGUUGCGUCGUACGUUGGCCAUAUACCACACCCCCUCGGGCCUUAUUGCUUAAUUAUACACUAGAGGCCACUCCUAUGAAUUUCCUUUGCAAAGUGAAGGCAAGUCAGUUCAUGUGAGACACAUUCCUCAAUGAAAAUAUGACAAGGCACUAAAUGCCUUUAUAGAGGUUAUUCCUUUAUUAAUGAUGAUUGGGUUCAGACCACUAUAAUUAAGCAAUAAGGCCCAAGGUGGUGUUGUAUAUGGCCAAUAUACCACUGCUAAGGGCUGUUUGUAGUCACAACUCAACGCAGAGUGCCUGGAUACAGCCCUUAGCCGUGGGAUAGUGGCGAUAUACCACAAACACCCGAGGUGCCUUAUUGCUAUUAUAAACUGGUUACCAACUUCAUUAGAGCAGUACAAAUAAAUGUUUUGUCAUACCUGUGGUAUACGAUCUGAUAUAACACGGCUAUCAGCCAAUUAGCAUUCAGGGCUCGAACUACCCGGUUUAUAACAGUGUUUAGAGUCCCUUGAGGAUUAGAUCCCUUGACUGCAGCCUUCUCCAGCUACCUGAAACCCCUGUUGACUCACAGCGGCCCACCCCUCACAGCCACCCUGCCUGCCUGCUGUGGCCCCUUGGCACGCUGUCUCACCAGCACUCAGGCAUAUGAGGUGAGUGUUCUCACACACACACACACACACACACAGGUAAUGGUAGUGGUUCAUGAUUCCUUCUCUCUCUAGAAUGAAGGGCACCAGCACAAUGAUGACUCUGACGAACUGGUCCUGAAUGACGGCAAUGCAACCAUGUAUGGUGACGUCACAGUGAGCACCGAUGCCUCGGGCGCCCGCACCACCAACCAUAAACACCUGUCUGCCUCCACCAUGGGUGUGACCUCGGAGGAGGCCCUGGACCAGGAGCUGGCGUUUGGGGAGCAUGAACUGGUCAUCAGAGGAACACGUCUGGUCCUGCCCAUGGACGACCCCCUUGAACCCACUUUGACCCUGCCCCCUCCCCCCACCUCCCCUCCGCCUUUCUCCGAUCCCUUUUCAGAUCCCUUCUCCGAUCCCAGACGCAACAGACUCUAG
This is a messenger RNA of Coregonus sp. 'balchen', 14777 nucleotides long. Lineage: Eukaryota; Metazoa; Chordata; Actinopteri; Salmoniformes; Salmonidae. The record is from the annotation of a GenBank genome assembly.